AUGUGUGGCGUGUUGAAAGGCUUUGGAGCUCUUCUGGGGCUGGUUUUUCUCGAUCUUCAUGCGGUAGACACAGACGAGCUCCGAAGCCACUCCACUGCGCUGUUUUUGGCCAUGGCUAUACUGAGCCUUUCAGCAGCUGCCUCGGCAAGUGGAGUUGGCGCAGAGAGGGCGCUGGCAGUGCACGAAAUCAGGUCUGGCCAUUACCGCACGAUCAACUACGUCCUGGUGCAUUCCGUGCUGAGCUUCCUCAUCUUGCGUUUCAUUCCUGUCUGCAUCUUCUCGGGCGUGUUUCUGUCCAUGGCGGAGCUGGACACCUGGUCCGAAUUCUCAUGGGCUACCGCCAUGCGCAUAACGCUCAUCGUGGGUGGCCUGACCACCUUUUGGGGCACCAUGUCGGGCAUGGUGAACAUGGCGCUGAGCUGCACAGCAAAGCGUGGCGUGAAGAUCCUCAUGGUGGUCGGUAUCGUCUUGUACGGCCCGCUGGUUAGUGGUUUCCUCAUCCACAAGGACAACAUCCCCUGGUUGCUGUCCUGCAUCCAUUACGCGUCGCCCUUCAGCGUCACCUUCGAGGCCCUCAUGAUCAGCGAAUUCAGCAGCGUGUACGUGGACACCAGCAGACAGGUGACCAUCGAAACUCCCGAGGGGCCGGUGUCGACGCUGGAGGAAGACUCCUUUCGAGCCAUGGGGCUGGACGAAGACAACCUGGAGGUGGACUCGGCGCUGGCCGUACUCUUCUACGCCCUCGUCGUGAUAUUGGCCGUCGUCGGGAUGUGGGCGAAGUCCAAGAGGCCGCACACUCUGACAACCAGAAGAAACUGCUGCGGUUGA
Messenger RNA from Ostreobium quekettii, 828 nucleotides. NCBI's taxonomy places the organism in Eukaryota, Viridiplantae, Chlorophyta, Ulvophyceae, Bryopsidales, Ostreobiaceae. The record is from the annotation of a GenBank genome assembly.